ACGAAUGUAAACGCAAUGAUAUGCCACCAAGUGACCAAACCAAGGUCCCAGUGUUCGCGGACGCGCGCCGCUCUCUUGACGUAUUGCUAUCAUUCUGUAUAUUAUUAUUAUUAUUAUUUAUCAGUGAACACAACCGGACUGAGUGUUACAACAACACAACAUCCUCUCAACAUGUCUAAAACAGUAACGGAGGAGCAAUCAAAAUGUGUCCAGCAAUUGAGAGAAUGGGUAAACAAACAGCCACAUUUACCAAAAACUAUAGAUGAUAAAUUCCUACUGCGAUUUGCCCACAGUUGCUACUACGACAUGGAGAAAGCAAAAACCACUAUUAAUACAUUUUUCGCAGUGAGAUCAAAUUGCACAGACCUUCUGACGAAGCGUGAUCCUCAGUCGCCACAUAUGCAAAAGAUUCUAAAAAUCAUCAAUCUCGGCACCUAUACGACAUCGGACCAGAGAUGUCUGUUCCUGUGGCAAAUAAAUGACCCAGGGCUGGAGAACUACGACUACACCCUCGACGCCAAGCUGUUCUUCCUCAGUACCGAUGCCCGGUUCCUCGACAGUGAUGUUCUGCAUGAAGCUGACAUUGUCCUGAUGGAUGUGAAGGAUAUCUCUCUCAAGUUCCUGACAAAAAUGAACGUGUCUGUAGCGAGGAAGCUGUCGAAGUAUCAGGAGGAGGCGAUCCCUAUUCGGUUGAAACAGGUGCACGUUGUCAACGCUCCGCCAUUUAUAGACAAGAUCUAUGGAGUCCUGAAGCCUUUUAUGAAAAAAGAAAUAACUGAGCUGAUACAUUUCCAUCCGCCAAACUCUGAAUCUUUGUAUAAAUAUAUAAAGAAGGAAGACCUGCCUGAAGACUAUGGUGGCACUCGUCCUUCUAUGGCUGAAAUUACGGAGGACACCAUCCAACUAAUAAUGAGGCUAAGGGAAAACUUGAUUGACGAAAAUCUCUGGCGGGUCACAGACAAGAAGAAUGAUGCGUCUAUUGACGUUGGAUCCUUCCGAACACUUGCUAUAGAUUAACAUUUGUUUUAUAAGAAUAAUUAAUAGUAUAAUUUUAUAUUUUUUAUCAUAACAGCAGUACGUAUACCAAAACGAACCUUAUUCUUGCACUAGCGGACGCCCGCGAUUUCGUCCGCCCUUAAACCUCUUUAAUCCAGCCCUUACAGUAAUAUCGCUGUAAAAAUGGAGUAACUUCUCCAUUUUUCCCAAUAUUUCCCUUCACUGCGCUGCUCCUAUUGAUCGUAGCGUGAUGAAAAGUACACUAUAACCUGCCCAGGAGUAUGAGGAAUAAUUGUAUCAAGUUUCGUUAAAAUCCGUCGAGUACUUUUUGUUUCUUUAACGAACAUACAGACAGACAGACGAAAAUUUUACUGAUUGCAUUUUUGGCAUCAGUAUCGAUCACUAAUAUAUUUCAUGUACAGAAUUCGCCUAUCUACAGAUUUAUUUUAAGUAUAGAAGUAUAGAUAAAUAAUGCCAAGGUGUCGAGGGUUCGAUUGAUUUUUAUAGGUUAAGUCAUUCGCACAUAGGCUAUAAGCCUCUGCUAGAAAGGAAUGCUCCUAGCUCCUAAAGACUUUUAUAUUAUUGCUAUGUACCUAAAUUGGAAGUUAGGUACUGAAUAAGAUGACCAAUAUACAAUAUACAAACUAUAUUUUUAUAAAUAUUAAACGUUAUUAGUGUGUGUUUGUUAAAAUAUUAUAUUUAUGUAAAAAUAUAUGUGAUAUUUACGUAAUAAGUGCCUAGACAAUACAUAUCUUUACCUAACGUACCAAUAAAAUAAAAUAAUAAUUUCUUUGAUAAUUCUAAUUAAAUACAUACAUGUUUACAUAUACGUCGUAUAUGUACUACAUAUACGAAACAUAUGUACUACAUAUACGACACAUAUGUCGUAUAUGUACACAUGUAUAAUUUUUAUAAAAUUUAAUUAAAACAUUUUUUAUUACAAAGACAUUAUGAUUAUACGUAACAUAUAUAUUUAACAUCCUUUAGAAUUUUAUUUAGCUAGAUUAAUUUAAUAAAAUAUUUUAUUUUUAAUAACUGUAUGCCAGAAAUGACCAGAUUAAUAUCAGCAAUAGAAUAAAUAAAUAAAUAAUGAUUGAUCUGAUUGAUAUAUGUUUUAUGACAAGUAUUACUUUAUUACGUGCUGUUUUGUUUUUUUAUGUUAUUAUGUUGUGUUAUGUUCCUACAGACAGCAAAUAGAUAAGAAGGAAUGAAAAUAUAUUCUACAUCUACCUACUCUCAAAUCGUUGUGCAUGGCUAAAUUAUGAUAUAACGGACCUACCUACUUAGGAAAGCAAACGUUGAUUCUAUAGUCUGCUUCAUUGAUGACACUCCCAUGAUAUGCAGGCGACGGGGGGAAAAACUGCGCGGGUGUGAAAGCGUGCGUGCGGGGAAGUGAGGUGCAUCAGUCGUGGGAUUUUCAUUCAUCACUACACGCCCCCCGGGCCGCGUGGACCAUCGGGAGUGUAACGAACGAAGUUGUCAAGCUAUAAUGGAUCCCUUAUGUAUAUUAUAAUAUUGGCUGCAUUCCACUAACCGACCACGACAACCCACCUCCAGGGGCCACCUUUAGGGGGCUUACUACAAACCUUUUACAAAACCCAUCAUGAUAUUUAUCCAUCCAUCUUACUUAAUGGCAUAAAUAAUGUUACCUCAGUGUGAUACAAAUUGAGUAAAUGAAAUGGUCAAUGACGUCUAAAAUCGCUAUAAUGACCCUCAGGUUACAAAAUGACGAACCAUUAUGGACUCGCUACGAGUUUAAGAUUGUGGUAAAGAUCCAAAUGGGUCCUAGUGAGCCGUUUGUGAGCGAAAUUAGUGACGUCAUUGGUGACGUUUACAUCGUGACCACAUUCACAACGACCGUGGUCGUUUUGUGGACCGGCUGUAGGAGUAUUUUGAAGGUUCUGCGUGGUUCUGGUCACUUAGUGGAACCACAGAAUAAACAAUAGUACAAGGGAGGUAGCCAUAUUACAUUAAACAAUAUGCUUGUUAACACCAAUGUUAACACAAUAAAUCCUUCGUAAUUAUGUAAGUUUUGUGCGCUAUAUUACUACAUGACAGGGUUAUUAAUAUAUUAUUUUUUUAUUUUUAAAUGUUAAAAAAGAUAUAUGUAAUGUAAUUCAAUUCAAUUCUUCUUUAUGGCAUUUGUGCCAACUGGGCACUGUUUAUCUCGCCAGUGUCGAGUAGAUGGAGGAGGCACGAUGGAGAUUGUUCGGUGAAGCCUGACAAGUAUAUGUAAUUGCAUAUAAAAAGUUACUAUUAUGACAAUUUAGCUUUCUAUUGUUUUCAUUAAAGGAUGAUGCGGGUGACAGAUGACAGAUCGCUGGAUAUUUCGUAUUAUACAAUAAAUAGAAUAUUAUGUAACUAGACUAGGUGCUGUGAGGUCCUGAGUGUGCAAAAUUCGAAGACCGCACUGUGUUUACAGUUUUGACCCCAGAAAGAAUGAACCAACAAACCUAGCAACAUGCAGAAUCGUAAUCUGCAUGAUUUUCUGAGUCCAAGCCUGUAAACAGACCAGUCACCUGCACCGUCCUUCAUUGAACCCAGUGGCGUUCAUAAGGUUUGUAACUAGGGUAUGCACUAUAAGU
Messenger RNA from Bicyclus anynana (squinting bush brown), 3581 nucleotides. Its product is annotated as alpha-tocopherol transfer protein-like. Gene Ontology annotation, molecular function: phosphatidylinositol bisphosphate binding. Gene Ontology annotation, cellular component: membrane. Lineage: Eukaryota; Metazoa; Arthropoda; Insecta; Lepidoptera; Nymphalidae. The coding region runs from base 16 to 1017 and encodes 333 amino acids. The transcript is spliced from 7 exons. The record is from RefSeq and is a predicted model, not a curated record.